AGCCCCAUCUUUUCCGCACGUACAUAAAUGCAUUCCCUCGCAACAGUGCUCGAUUCAUAGCCCCAUCUUUUCCGCACGUACAUAAAAGAAGGAAUAUCAGGGACGCGUCCGUUGAUAAUUGCCUCCGUUCUUCGACUCGUCAAUGGAGGGAGGAGAUGUCUACAGAGUGAACAGGAGCCUGCGUGCGAGUGCCUCCGGGGCAUGGAGGAACCGUGGGAUGGACGAGGCGUUCUCGGGGUCCCUAUCACGCCGAGGCGACGAGGAUGAGGACGACGAGGAAGCUCUCAAAUGGGCCGCCCUUGAGCGGCUCCCCACAUUUGACCGCCUGAGGAAGGGCAUCCUGACCACCUCGCGUGGCGGAGGGGAUGAGGUCGAUGUGCUGAACCUCGGCUUCCAGGAGAAGAAGAAGUUGCUCGAGAGGUUGGUGAGGGUGGCCGAAGAGGACAAUGAGAGCUUCUUGUUGAAGCUAAAGAACCGCAUCGCAAGAGUGGGAAUUGAUCUUCCUAAAAUUGAAGUGAGAUAUGAGCAUUUGAAUGUGGAGACAGAGGGUUUUGUAGGAAGCAGAGCUUUGCCCAAUUUUAUUAACUUCGGUCUCAAUUUUGUAGAGGGCAUCUUGACUUCCCUGCACAUCCUCCCUAGCAGAAAGAAACACUUGACUAUCCUGAAAGAUGUUAGUGGGAUCAUCAAACCUGGCAGGAUGACAUUGCUUUUAGGUCCUCCUAGUUCGGGGAAGACCACACUUCUGUUAGCUUUGGCCGGCAAGCUUGACCCCAAACUGAAGACGACAGGAAAGGUUACUUACAAUGGACAUAGCUUCAAUGAGUUUGUGCCCCAAAGAACUGCGGCCUAUAUAAGUCAACAUGAACUUCACAUUGGAGAAAUGACAGUAAGAGAAACUCUGGCCUUCUCUGCAAGAUGUCAGGGGGUCGGAACUCGAUAUGAUAUGUUGGCAGAGCUAUCGAGAAGAGAGAAAGCAGCAAAUAUAAAACCAGAUCUUGAUAUCGAUGUCUACAUGAAGGCUGCAGCAAUGCCAGGUCAGGAGGCCAGCGUUGUGACAGAUUAUGUUCUCAAGAUUUUGGGGCUGGAAGCUUGUGCAGAUACCAUGGUUGGAGAUGAAAUGAUCAGGGGUAUUUCCGGAGGACAAAGGAAGCGUGUGACCACAGGUGAGAUGCUGGUCGGGCCCGCAACAGCAUUCUUCAUGGAUGAGAUAUCUACUGGGCUGGAUAGCUCGACCACGUACCAAAUAGUGAAGUCCCUGAAGCAACUCAAUCACAUUUUCGAAGGCACGACCGUUAUUUCCCUUCUCCAGCCAGCUCCAGAGACUUACAAUAUGUUUGAUGACGUUAUUCUACUAUCUGAUGGCCAGAUCGUGUACCAGGGUCCUCGUGAGCAGAUCCUAGAUUUCUUUGAAUCCAUGGGAUUCAAAUGCCCCGAGAGGAAGGGUGUUGCCGACUUCUUGCAAGAAGUAACAUCGCGGAAAGAUCAGCAGCAAUUUUGGGCACGUAAAGAUGAGCCUUACACUUUUGUCGCAGUUUGGGAGUUCGCAGAGGCAUUCCAUUUGUUUCACUUGGGAAGGAAACUCAGGGACGAACUUUCCACUCCUUUUAAUCGAAGCGAGAACCACCCAGCUGCUUUGACUACCGAAAAAUAUGGUGUCGGAGUAAAGGAUUUGCUGCGAGCUUGUGCCUCAAGAGAACUCUUGCUUAUGAGGAGAAACUCCUUCGUUUACAUUUUCAAGAUCUUUCAGCUCACGGUUGUCGCGUGUGUUGUGAUGACCCUCUUCUUUCGGACUAAGAUGCCUCGGGAUACCGCAAUUGAUGGAGGGCUUUACAUUGGCGCAUUGUUCAUCACUCUCGAUAUGAUCAUGUUCAACGGAAUGGUGGAGAUUAGCAUGACAAUUGCCAAGCUCCCGGUUUUCUACAAGCAGAGGGAUCUCCUCUUUUACCCGGCAUGGGCAUAUGCUCUUCCAAAUUGGAUUUUAAAGAUCCCUAUCACCUUUGUGGAGGUUGCAGUUUGGGUGUUCACGACCCACUAUGUCAUCGGAUUUGAUCCACAUGUUGAUAGAUUGUUCAGGCAGUACCUUUUGCUUGUGCUCGUUCAGCAAAUGGCAUCAGCCUUAUUUCGGACAAUUGGGGCAGUGGGUAGAAACAUAAUUGUUGCCAACACAUUGGGGACAUAUUUUCUUUUCAUUUGCGUUGCAUCAAGUGGUGUUACUCUUUCAAGAGAGGAUAUAAAGAAAUGGUGGAUUUGGGCUUAUUGGGUAUCACCCCUAAUGUACGGCCAGAAUGCGCUAGAUACUAAUGAGUUUUUAUCAUCAAACUGGAACCAGGUUCCCUUCAAUUCAAGUUCCAAUGAAACACUAGGAGUUCAAUCUUUGAAGUCACGUGGAGUUUUUACCCAUGCCUCCUGGUAUUGGAUCGGAGUUGGGGCAGAGUUGGGAUACAUUUUGCUCUUCAACAUCACGUUUUCGAUGGCUCUCACUUUCCUUAACGCCUAUGGCCGAUCUCAGGCACUAAAAUCAGAAGAUCAUCAAAGCAAUGAAAAUGAUCAUAGAGAAGGAGGAUUGGUUCAGUUGGCGUCUCGGGGUUCUAGUCACCAACAAGCACCUGUGAGUUCACCCAGAUCCUCGUCUACAAGUCCCCAGAUGGCCGGCAUGACUAAUAGGAAAAGAGGAAUGGUCCUGCCAUUUGAGCAACACUCCAUCACUUUCGAUGAAAUCAAGUACUCAGUUGAUAUGCCACAGGAAAUGAAGAGUCAAAGUGUUCUCGAGGAUAAAUUAGUGCUCUUAAGGAGUGUAAGUGGUACUUUUAGGCCUGGUGUUCUCACAGCUUUGAUGGGUGUCACAGGUGCUGGUAAAACUACUUUGAUGGAUGUGUUGGCUGGCAGAAAAACUGGAGGAUACAUCGAAGGAAACAUAAUGAUUUCCGGGUAUCCAAAGAAGCAAGAGACAUUUGCUCGGAUUUCUGGCUACUGUGAACAAAACGACAUCCAUUCACCUCAUGUCACGGUCUAUGAGUCAUUGAUUUACUCUGCAUGGUUGCGCUUACCUGCUGACAUCGACACUGAAACCAGAAAGAUGUUCAUUGGGGAAGUCAUGGAGCUUGUGGAACUAAAUCCACUGCAACAAGCCUUGGUCGGUUUGCCUGGUGUCAAUGGUCUUUCUACAGAGCAACGAAAAAGGCUAACCAUAGCGGUUGAACUAGUAGCAAACCCCUCCAUUAUUUUCAUGGACGAGCCCACAUCUGGGCUCGAUGCAAGAGCUGCUGCUAUUGUCAUGAGAACAGUAAGGAAUAUAGUGGAUACAGGGAGAACUAUUGUGUGCACCAUCCACCAGCCCAGCAUUGACAUAUUUGAAGCUUUUGAUGAGCUUCUCCUAUUGAAACGAGGUGGGCAAGAGAUAUAUGUUGGUCCGUUGGGUCGUCAUUCUUGUCAUCUAAUCGAGUACUUUGAGGGAAUCCGAGGAGUUAGAAAAAUUGAAGACGGUUAUAAUCCAGCAACUUGGAUGCUUGAAGUCACAACACCAGCACAAGAACUUGCCCUGGGGAUUGAUUUUGCUGAUUUCUACAAAAAUUCGGACUUGUACAGGAGAAACAAGGCUUUGAUCAAAGAAUUGAGCGUACCACCUCCUAAUUCCAAGGAUCUCUACUUCCCCACUAAGUAUUCACAGUCAACUUUCACCCAACUCAUCGCUUGCUUAUGGAAACAACAUUGGUCUUACUGGCGCAACACAAACUAUACAGCCGUUCGGCACCUCUUCACAAUCCUCGUGGCCUUAACUUUCGGGAGUAUGUACUGGGAUACCGGAUCUAAAACGAACCGAACACUAGACGUAAUUAAUGCAAUGGGCUCAAUGUAUGCCAGCUCUAUUUUUCUUGGGGUCCAAAAUGCAUCUCCUGUGCAACCAGUUGUAUCGGUGGAAAGAACAGUUUUUUAUAGAGAGCGAGCUGCCGGGAUGUAUUCAGCCGUGGCAUAUGCUCUAGCGCAAGUUCUGAUUGAAGUCCCCUACAUCGUUGCACAAGUCAUAACAUACACCCUCAUAGUUUAUCCGAUGAUUGGAUUCGAAUGGACAGCUGAAAAGUUUUUCUGGUUUUUGUUCUUCGAGCUCUUCACUAUGAUGUCAUUCACCUUCUUUGGCAUGAUGGCAGUAGGCUUGACCCCUAACCAUCAUAUCUCCAGCAUCAUUUCCUUUGCAUUCUUCUGUCUAUGGAACGUCUUCUCGGGGUUCCUAAUGCCACGAACCAGGAUGCCUGUUUGGUGGAGAUGGUUCUAUUGGGCAUGCCCAGUUGCUUGGACUUUAUACGGGUUGGUGGCCUCGCAGUAUGGUGAUGUGGAGGACAUGCUUGAGGACUAUGGCGGUUCAGUGAAACAAUACAUCAAAGAUUACUUGGGUUUCAGACACAACUUCCUAGGGGUGGCCGCCGGCAUGAUCGUCAUGUUCCCCAUUCUCUUUGCUUGCAUUUUCACUGUUUCCAUCAAGGUGCUCAAUUUCCAGAGGCGAUAAAAGUUUUUUAGCAUUCGUUUUGACUUACGGCACAUGGCUAAUAGCAUUACCAUCGCCAAUCGAAGAGGCGUGGGUUCUGCACUCAUGUUAUGAACAGGAGCCUUGCAGAGAUCAUUUCCAGUUUGAACUACUGAUUUUAAUGAAGGGCAACUGAUUAUGAGUCAGUCAGUCCUAA
Molecule: messenger RNA, 4676 nt
Organism: Eucalyptus grandis
Lineage: Eukaryota; Viridiplantae; Streptophyta; Magnoliopsida; Myrtales; Myrtaceae
Product: pleiotropic drug resistance protein 1
Exons: 24
Coding region: 143-4501 (1452 amino acids)
Cellular component (GO): membrane
Molecular function (GO): ATP hydrolysis activity; ATP binding; ABC-type transporter activity
Source: RefSeq, a predicted model, not a curated record